UACUACUCGAACCCUAUUUUCCGAAUUGUGACUAAUCAAACCCCUAUUUUGUUAGUUAAAAAUAAAAAUUCGUCGGGAAAAAAAACAAUGUUCAAAUAAAGUACGUUUUUUGUGCAAAUUUUUGUAGCAUAAAAUAUCAUCGGCAUUAGUUAAUUAGGCUAUUUAAGGUUAGGUUCCAAAUAAAGAUUCAAUCCUACUGAGUGAAAAGCAACUCAUCCACAUAAAAGUUAUUAAGAAAUAGUACCUUUUUUUAACACUCUAAUUACUUUUUUCUAUAAGGAUUCUAAAAAAAUAAAUGACAGGCAGACUUCAAGGAACUCACUGUACACAAAAGCUGCAUACUUAACUUAAUUUAUCUUAUUUUUAAAACUUAAUUCGCAGGUUAAAGGAAUAAAACACUUUUUACUUAAAGCUUACGAAUAAACUUAAGUGUAAAAACCUUUACUCAUUAGUAAGUUCUAAGGACUAAUAUUUUAAUGCAGUUAUAGGUAAAGACGGCAGCUAUGCUGUUCUUCGAGGGUCGACCUUCAGGAUGACCUGCACACCAAAAGACGAGUCCAGAAUGGAGGGAUCAGUUGUAUGGACAGACGAGGAAGGCAGGGAAAUCAUCAAUGCCAGAUUCACCAAGUUGGACAAUGACGAUUUGGAAGUGACCAACGCCUAUGUCGGAGACAGUGGCACCUACAAAUGCAAAUACCGUUCUCUUGCAACACCAGAAGGUUUGAACAAAGUUUACGAACGCAAACUACUCGUAUAUGAAUUGGCUGGUCAUAAGUUCAUAUCCAGUGCCGUUUUUGAUGUGUCCAAACAAGAUGAGAAAGCUGUGAUCGACAUGUUGAAAGAUUUGCUCACCUAUAAAGUGUGUACCCGAGAUUUAUGUGCGCCUGGUGUGGUCAGAACAACAAAAUGUGAAGACAAAUCUUGUGAAUUCUUCAUCUCUUACGAAGCACUGAAUCAAGUAGCAGACGAUCAAUGUGACGAAGAAUGCAUUCGAACAAAGAUGCUAAAUGGCCUCAAACAAUUCCUUGUAUGCCUGGCUACUACAGUGAGCCCAACACAGUGGAGUGCAGCAUGUGCGAUGUCGGCUACUACCAAGAGAGUUAUGGAAAGAAGGAUUGUGAUAAGUGUGAUGAAGGCAAAACCACAGACUCAAAAGGUUCGAAGUCAAGAGAUGACUGCAUUGGUGCCGAAGACAAGAAAGGAAUCUUGGGAGGUAUUAGAGAUGGAAUAUUGUCAAUUUUUUCUGGAAGAUGAUCAUCAACAGCAUUGGAAAAUGAAAUUAAAUAUCCAUAAUUUUAUAUACAUAGAUUUUAAAAGAUUAACAGUUUGAUCCAUUCAACGAUUUGUUUUCACGAGACGAGACGAGACAAAAACUAAGCUUUUAUGCAAUAAAUGAAUAUUUUCUCAACUAUAUUUUUAUUUUCUAACAUAAGACAUCAUUUACUCCAAAAACUCACGUUUUUUUUUUUUU
This is a messenger RNA of Parasteatoda tepidariorum (common house spider), 1471 nucleotides long. NCBI's taxonomy places the organism in Eukaryota, Metazoa, Arthropoda, Arachnida, Araneae, Theridiidae. The record is from RefSeq and is a predicted model, not a curated record.